This is a messenger RNA of Austrofundulus limnaeus, 2767 nucleotides long. It is a transcript of the gene impdh1a, whose product is annotated as IMP (inosine 5'-monophosphate) dehydrogenase 1a. Gene Ontology annotation, cellular component: cytoplasm. Gene Ontology annotation, molecular function: IMP dehydrogenase activity. The coding region runs from base 352 to 2232 and encodes 626 amino acids. The record is from RefSeq and is a predicted model, not a curated record. Gene Ontology annotation, biological process: GTP biosynthetic process. Lineage: Eukaryota; Metazoa; Chordata; Actinopteri; Cyprinodontiformes; Rivulidae. The transcript has 16 exons.
UAUUUUUUGACUGUUUUGGCUGAACUACAGCUCAGAUUUAAAAAAAAGUAAUCAGAGGGCAAAAAUACUUUGUUUAAUAACAGGUGUCUUAAAAAAGUUGUGAACAUGCACUCAUGCACUGUGUACCUUUUGAGUGCGUGCAAGUGAGCAGCAAAUUGAUAGCCUCUCUUGGGAUCUGCUGAGCCCAGUGUUUACUUGGAGAGCUAGGUGUGAUUCUACUUGUUCAUGUGCAAAAGUAGUGCUUGGUCCGUGUACCUGUGAGAGAGAAAAGAAGUGAAAGGUGCUUGGGCCCUGUGUGUGUGUGUGUGUGUGUGUGGGGGGGGGGGUGUCAGAGUCCUGGAUUUCCCAGAGAUGGAGGGUCAUGCUUAUGACCGGUUUGGAGACAACGAGAGGGACUUUUACCAGAUUGACUACAGGAGGAUUGUGGGGGACAUGGAGCCAGUAUGGCCUCGUGUCCCAAACAGAGACGGGGAGCAGCCUCAUCCCUUGCUGGCUCACGCCCACCCAACAUCACAUUCACACGGGUAUGAGACGGCAGCCCAGAGAUACAGCGCCACACGUAUCCAGGCUGGAUAUGAGCCAGAGAGCAUGGCUGACUUCUUGAUCAGUGGAGGCACAGGUUAUGUUCCUGAAGACGGACUCACAGCACAGCAGCUGUUUGCCAUCGGUGACGGGCUGACAUACAAUGACUUCCUUAUUCUCCCUGGUUUUAUUGAUUUCACUUCUGAGGAGGUGGAUUUGACUUCUGCACUGACGAGAAAAAUCACUCUGAAGACGCCUCUCAUUUCUUCCCCCAUGGAUACAGUCACAGAGUCAUCCAUGGCUAUUGCUAUGGCACUGAUGGGUGGGAUUGGAAUAAUCCAUCAUAACUGCACUGCUGACUUCCAGGCCAAUGAAGUCCGGAAAGUGAAGAAAUUCGAGCAGGGCUUCAUCACAGACCCGGUGGUGAUGAGUCCAUGUCACACAGUUGGAGAUGUGUUUGAAGCUAAGAGACGACACGGUUUCUCUGGGAUCCCGGUGACAGAGACGGGGAAGAUGGGCAGUAAGCUGGUCGGCAUCGUGACCUCCAGGGAUAUUGACUUUUUGUCUGAGAAGGACUACGACAGGCCUCUGGAAGAAGCUAUGACAAAAAGAGAAGAUCUAGUUGUUGCACCUGCUGGAGUUACACUAAAAGAGGCAAAUGAUAUACUGCAAAGAAGCAAAAAGGGUAAGCUCCCCAUUGUUAAUGACAAUGACGAGCUGGUUGCCAUCAUUGCCAGAACUGACUUGAAGAAGAACAGAGAUUACCCUCUGGCUUCCAAAGACUCACGCAAACAGCUGCUGUGUGGAGCUGCAAUCGGAACCAGGGAGGACGACAAAUUUAGACUGGACCUCCUCAUCCAGGCUGGAGUGGACGUGGUAGUCCUGGACUCUUCCCAAGGAAAUUCGGUUUAUCAAAUCAACAUGAUUCACUACAUCAAAUCCAAGUAUCCUGAUCUACAAGUCGUUGGAGGAAACGUGGUAACAGCUGCUCAGGCUAAAAACCUCAUAGAUGCUGGUGUGGAUGCUCUGAGGGUCGGCAUGGGCUGUGGCUCAAUCUGCAUCACUCAGGAAGUGAUGGCAUGUGGACGCCCCCAGGGUACAGCCGUUUACAAGGUUUCAGAGUACGCCAGACGUUUCGGAGUCCCGGUCAUCGCAGACGGAGGCGUUCAGACUGUGGGGCACGUGGUCAAAGCUCUGGCUCUGGGAGCAUCUACAGUGAUGAUGGGAUCUUUGCUAGCAGCAACCACCGAGGCUCCAGGAGAAUAUUUCUUUUCAGAUGGUGUGCGUCUCAAAAAGUACAGAGGAAUGGGCUCCUUGGAUGCCAUGGAGAAGAACAACAGUCAAAAACGCUAUUAUAGUGAGGGAGAUAAAGUCAAAGUGGCUCAGGGAGUCUCAGGAUCGGUGCAGGACAAAGGCUCGAUUCAAAAGUUUGUUCCUUACCUCAUAGCUGGGAUUCAACACGGCUGUCAGGACAUCGGAGCCAAGAGCUUGUCCAUCUUGAGGUCCAUGAUGUACUCAGGCGAGUUAAAGUUUGAGAAGAGAACCAUGUCUGCCCAGAUGGAGGGAGGAGUUCAUGGCCUCCACUCAUAUUCUUUUGUGCCGUUUGCAAGAAGCGACUUUAUUGAAGCAGGAGGGGCAAGAGGAAAUACACGAUCUGGACCUAACGUCCCAUCCCCGGCUGCUACAAACAGAUGCAAUGGACGCAUGUGAAAGACCCCACUGCAACUCAACAUUUACUCCAACUCAAAUAGCAACUGAAGCACAGAUGAAUUAUUGGUCACAUAGAAAACAGAUUUUUUUCAGCAGCAAAGGCUUAAAAGUUUACUUUUAAGUUACUUUACUACUUUAUUUUUCCAGGCAAUUUUAAUAAGCAGCAUAAAGUAUUUCUAUUUGUAUUUAAUUUUUUUUAAAAUGUCUAGUCAUCUGUCCUCGCCUAUAAAGGUGUAAUGACAGAAAUUUAGUUUUAUUUUCCAGAAAGAUGCUUACAAAUCAUUUUUAAACCUUCAGAAAAGUCAAAAUUACAACAACUUUUAGAAUUAUAGUCUCUGUCAUGGAAUGCACAUUUACAACACAUUUACUCAAUAGCUUCUUACUUUGUUAGAAAAUUAUUGUUUAUAAUAUGUAUGUGUCCUUUCUUUGACACUUUUAUGGAUGCUGCAUUUCUUUAUGUGCGGCACUGCUGCCGAAGGAACCAAAGCUUUUCAGCCUUAGUUCACACUUCUGAAAUAAAAUGUUUAAAAGGCAA